Metopolophium dirhodum (rose-grain aphid) is the source of this 2923-nucleotide messenger RNA. RefSeq lists its product as uncharacterized. The transcript is spliced from 3 exons. Lineage: Eukaryota; Metazoa; Arthropoda; Insecta; Hemiptera; Aphididae. The annotation marks the transcript as partial. The record is from RefSeq and is a predicted model, not a curated record.
UAUAUUAUUGUUAUCACACGUUAUCAUAUUUUAUCACAUGUUAACGUAUAUUAUCACUGAUAUCAUAUAAUUUUCCGUUGUCGUGAAAAAAACUGCAAAAUAACCGCCCGGGAUUCGAACCCGGACCCACCAGCUCCAACGUGAAUUAAUUACCAAUAGGCCACCCCGACCACUUGAGUACUAGAUGUUAUUUUUACCCAUUUAACUUUAUAAAUAAAUAUAAAAAUAUUUAAACCGCAGUAUACUGGUCAUAUUAUAAUAUCAUUAGGAUACUUAUAACUUGCAGCUGCGUACACAAAUAAUAUCGAUGAAUACACCAUAUAGGAGACAUUAAGUAGGCAUUAGUGAAUAACCGUUAUUAAGUCUAAUAAUUGUCGCAGGUAUUGACACGUCAAUCAAAUAAAUACAACAAUAUAUUGCCAUUAGAUAAAAUGCCAUUAGGAUUAUUCGAUAUGUUAAUUUCGAAAUUCGCACGACUCGUGUCGCCAGGAUGUGAUAUACUUAUUGAUAUUAAAAUAAACAUUUAUUACACUAAAGGUUUUAUUUAAUGAAUGUUAAGAUAUUAAUAUAUAUUAUUCACCGGCUCCGUUCUUAAUAGCCGCCUCUCACCAUUGUCACCACUAAGCGGUAGACAUUAGUGUCAACUAUAUAGCCACCAUAUGAUGUCUAUACAAUAUACAUCCGUUCACUAACAAAAUCGUAUACUCUUAAUAUACCCAUUAGAUGAUAUCCGUAAUUAAAGAAGAAUACAUUAGUGAAUAACCGAUAUUAAGUCUAAUAAUUGUCGCAGGUAUUGACACGUCAAUCAAAUAAAUACAACAAUAUAUUGCCAUUAGAUAAAAUGCCAUUAGGAUUAUUCGAUAUUCGCACGACUCGUGUCGCCAGGAUGUGAUAUACUUAUUGAUAUUAAAAUACCUAUUUUAGUGAAAAACACAUUAUUGUCCGAUAUUAGUACCUUCUGCCGGACGUAGUCUAAUAUCAAUUAAGUAUCAAUACCCCUACUACCUAUUCAAAUUCGUCUUUAUAUAUUCUGAAAGAGCCAACAGUUCUUCAGUACGUUAUUAACCGGUGUACACGUAUACGCUCCGACUUAAAAAUUUUAGUGAGUUUAAAAUUUUUACAAGUGUUUAAACAUUUUAUUAUUUUUCUUUUCGUUUUCAUUUUAAAUAUGUUUAAAUGCGAACAGUGCCCAUCUACGUUUACGCGUAAGGACAAUUUGGUCGUCCACCAAAAGAAGCAUGCAGGUGUACGUUUUCCGUGCACUGCAUGCCCAUCGACUUUUUCGUAUAAAAACAACCUCAACAAGCAUCUGAAGAACAUUCAUGGUAUGUACUAAAAAUAUAAAGUUUUAUUUUAUACAAUAUUAAUUUAUUAUUUUCCCUAAGGUAUCGUUCCGGCUCACCUCAGACCAUUGCCAGCUGCUCCGAUCAUAGAUCAACCAGCACGACCUAGCGUCAUCCAGUUCGCGCCUCGUAUUGUUGCCCCCGAUAGCGCGGCCAAUGACACAUGCAUCAUAAUAGAAGAUGAGGACACAGGUAUUAUACGCGCUCGACCACUGCAACGAGGUGAAAUAGAGAUCGCCCCGAAUAUUAUAGUAUCAGAUAUACCCGCUGGUCCCUCAUACGAGCUUCAACAUCAGUCGAAUAUGCCAAACGAUGGGUAUGAUGAUAUGUGCGUGGCAGUUUUAGAAAAUGCUCAAAAUAAAGGGCUAUGCAAAGCGUCAGAUUCUUAUACGACUUCGGUGGGUGGCAAACGCAUUUCCAUCGCCAACACAGUGUCAGCUGUUAAGGCGAAAAAGGCUCGUAUGGAACUGGUUAGAUCCCCGGGUCUUAGAGAAAUUUCAUCGUCUGGAAAACGUAGAAUAGUGUGGUAUUUCGCGAAAAAUCUAAAUAAUAUUAGAAAUUAUCCCGACUUUCUCCGUUCUCUCCAACCGGCUCUGACAGACAGGCUAAGGACGCACGCGCAGAGACAUCCAAUAAAAUUUAGCUUGAAGCUCGAGGCUACGUAUAACCGACCAAACGUACCUAAUUCAUCUGAAAAUCGAGCGUUUACAACAUCAGCCAAAGAAAUAUUUAGGGGUACAAAAAUCGAAACAGUAGUUGAAGAAUCUUUUAUGAAAUUAUUAGCUGAGGAAGACGCUUAUGUUUCUCGUGGUAGCGGGUUUACGUUAGAGUCCAUCGAUGGUUUACUACUAGCCGUUUAUAAGUAUACACCAAUAUCUGGUUCAUCAUAUAUACAAUUACCAAAAUCUAUCAUAGAUAAACGAGCAAUAAUAAAUCCUAAAAAUACAGACCAACAGUGUUUUAAAUGGGCUAUUUUAGCAAAACACGUCGCAGGACAAAACAAAUUUCGUGUCAAUGAAAAUUAUACCGAGCAUGAGGACAAAUAUAUUUUUAACGGAAUUUCAUUCCCGACACCGCUGUCAGAUAUUACCAAGUUCGAAAAAAAUAAUCAGAACGUUUCUGUAAAUGUUUACGGACUUGAAAAACGAUUACAGCCACCGAAAAAGUAUCCUUCAUAUGAGGUUUUCCCACUCAAAGUCGUAGAUGAUGAAAAACGGGAUCACUUUGACUUAUUAUUAGUGACGGAUGGUAAUAAUACACAUUAUACUUACAUCUCAAAUUUUUCGAGAUUACUCCGUUCGCAAAAAACUAGUCAUGCAGGUCAAGUUAUAUUCUGUAAACGUUGCUUUACAUCGUUCGACAGACAGAAUUUAAAGUAUAAGUUAAGCGGGCAGGCGGCGCUUGAACAUCACAGGCUAAUAUGCGGACCACAUAAACCCAUACGACCUAAAAUGCCAAAAGAGGGAGAUGUGCUACAAUUCACCGCAUGGCAAAACGCGCAGAGACAUCCCAUAGUUAUAUAUGCCGAUUUCGAGGCUCUACUUGUAAAGACCGAAGAGGAAAAAGGGGGUAAUACAACA